Molecule: messenger RNA, 312 nt
Organism: Theobroma cacao (cacao)
Lineage: Eukaryota; Viridiplantae; Streptophyta; Magnoliopsida; Malvales; Malvaceae
Product: BURP domain-containing protein 6
Source: RefSeq, a predicted model, not a curated record
AUGUCAACUGCUUCAUUACAAAACUACAGGGUUUUGGAAACCCCAAAAGAGAUUAAAUCUUUCAGGAAAGUAGCUUGCCACCCCAUGCCUUACCCUUACGCAGUUUUCUUUUGCCACUAUGAUGAGGAUUCAAGUGAGACCAGAGUUUUCAAGGUGUCAAUGAUUGGUGAGAACACCAAAGACAAAGUAGAUGCUGCUGCCGUUUGCCACAUGGACUCUGCUAGCGCCGCCCUUCUUAACCUCACAGACAAGCAAGGCAAAUCUCCAAUGUGCCACUUCUUCUCUGCCGGGGAUCUGAUUUGGGUUCAGUGA